Messenger RNA from Sinocyclocheilus grahami, 3523 nucleotides. RefSeq lists its product as uncharacterized. The record is from RefSeq and is a predicted model, not a curated record. The transcript is spliced from 16 exons. Lineage: Eukaryota; Metazoa; Chordata; Actinopteri; Cypriniformes; Cyprinidae. The coding region runs from base 84 to 2930 and encodes 948 amino acids.
UGCUGAAGACAGUGGAGGCACAUCGCAGCGCAGCGCUACUCUAACUAAAGAGGGAUCGAUCUCUGCGGUUUGAAUUAGCGAUCAUGAGCAGCACACAAUCUUACAGUCGCUUCAGUGAUGAAAACUACAAAAACUGGCUGAAAUCAACGGAGAGUCUUUACAUACUGAGGAGCCGCAUUCAGGGCUUCAUCGAAAAGGAAACCGAAACUUACCACAGUUCUCUUCGAAACAAACCUCAGCUCAAUAGACAGACCUGUGCGCUAAAGUGCGAACGUGCGAAUAAGCAUCUCUGCCGGUUGUGUGAACACUGGAAGAAGGAAAUCAUUGCCAAUCAUAAUGGGAAUGAGAAUCGUAUGUACUGGGACAACUGCCAGCCUCAUCUAUGGCCCACAGAUAAGUGGGAAGUUGCCAAAGCACAUAUGCCACGUGGGCAGACAAAACAUCGCAAGUUUGACCAGUUUGAUAUUGCUGCCAUCCUAAACUUAAUGAAUUUCUGUAAACAUUUCAAGAUCCCAGGACAAUGUGUGAGAGACGUAAUAACUGUACGGAACAAUGUAAUGCAUUCGCCUGACUUCAAAGUGAGCAAUGAGGAAAUGAAAAAGCAUCACAAAACGCUCCUGCAGCUGGCCGAGGAGCUUGAACCUCAUGUCCCAGAAAUGAAAGACUUGGAAAAGGAGAUAACGCAGUUUUACAACAUCUUGGACAAGAAUUUCAAUCAAGCCCCGUGUGAGGUAGAUGGCCAACAGGAAGAUCUCCAGACCGUGAAAGACCGCCAGAAUGUUCUGAACCGUGAGCAGCAGGCCAUGAAAGAUAGGAUUGAAGACUUUAUCUCACGCUUGGAGGGGAACCAAGAUGAAAAUGUCAAAGAAAAACCUCAGGACAUGAAGAGUCUCCUGGACUUCCUGGACCAAAACAAAGAUCUGCUGGAGAACCUAGGUCCUGAAGUUGACAAACUUAAAGAGAUGCAGGCAAAAGUAGAUCAACAUGAGGAGCAGAUCAACCACUUGACAGGAAGAGUGGACCAACUGGAGAAAGUGACACAUGCCACAGAUCCAGUGUUUCCUGGCAACCCACUUAAAUACAAAAAUCAUCUUUAUGAAUAUUGUCAGGCAAAGAAAUGGCCAGAGGACAAAUGUCCUGUUUUUACAGAGGAUCAAGAAGCCCAAGGUUACAGAGGUAAAGUGACAGUAAAUGGACAACGUUUCAUUGGCAAAAGUGUGUUUAACGAAAAAAAGGCCGCCCAUCAGGAGGUCGCAUUCAUUGCCCUCAAGCAGCUGAAAUUACAGCAAGAAAGCACAGAUGAACCGUCAAGCUCAGUCAUGCACUCUGAGGCCUCCUCUUCGUCUUCCUCAGGAAUCACUGUCUUUGGUAAAGUGACUGUGGAUCUCAGUCGAGAAGUUGCGUCUGAUAGAUGCUCUACAAAGGAAGAAGCGACUGAAGCAGCUUAUAAGGUUUUAUGGGAACGUUUUUGCAUUAGUGCUCCAAUAGAAGGUCAGACAUAUAAGUCAGUGACGAUGGAAUAUUUCAACACAAAUGGCUUCCCCAAACCAAUAGAAGAUUUUGAUGACAGCACAACCAUCUGCAAGCUCAAACUCGUCGGGCCUUUUACUUUUUGUGACAAAGAUGGCUCCACCAAGAAGAGACAGGCGGAGCAACAGGCAGCUAAAGUUGCUCUGCAGCAUCUGUCAGGGAUCCUCAACUCUCCUCCAAUAUUAGAUACUGAGAAGAACUUCAAAGGUGUUCUAAAAGAGCGUCUAGAGACACUGGGUCUCAAAAAUCCAGUUUAUGACACAGAUAAUAAAGCAGAGGUCAGUGCUGAACCCAUGUCCAUCGACAUCAGCUCGGACACGAUUACCUCUACAGUAUCCAUCAGUGAGGCCGAAGUGAAAGAUCAUUCAGAGUCUGAAAGCAUCUGCACAUCAGCACAGCUCCCAUCAUCCCAAGAGUCAGUCCUUGUUACUGUUCCUGUGCAGCCGGACCCUCCAGACUCUAGCUCUCCAGCCUCACAGAGGAAAAAGCCCAGGAUUGACUGUCCAGAAAUCAAUGAGCUGUUUAAUGUAUAUAAUCUCAAGCCACCACAAGUGAACAUGGAGAACAUAAAACAUGAUCAGAAUUUCAAAUGCACUGUGACAGUCAACCUGGAAAACUAUACUUAUGUCAACAAACAACAAGGUUACGACUCUAAGAGAGAAGCCACUCGAAAAGCCUACUUGUUAUUUGGCCGUGUGAUGGAAAUUUUGGAUCCUAGCUCAGACGAAAAGAAGUGCAUUGCGCUGGUGAAGCAGCACUUUUCUCAGAGGUCUCUUACUCUUCCUCAGGAAGAAGCUGAAGAAUCUGAAAAGUCAUUUUAUUGCUCACUAAAGAACAUAACUUACGAUGUGAAGUAUGACGGACAAGGAUCUUCAGAGGAUGAAGCCAAGUUAUGUGCUCUCCAGAACACCUUACGUUCACUAUCACCCCUCUUUGGUUAUCCUUCACUACCUGGAGCUGAUAGUGCCGAAGAGGUUCAGAAUCAGCUGAGCUCCAUGCUGAACAGGGCCGGUCAGAGAGAGCCUGUCAUUGACCUGAAGUCUGAGGAACGGGCCUCUAUCCAGCUGUCUUUCUGUGACUAUACGCUGAAGUGCACAUGUCAAAGCAACAAGAAAGCAGCUCGAAAUCAUCUCAGUGAACGCAUACUGGGUCUGCUGGGGGUAAAGACAGAAGCAGACAAUGCACCUUUGAGAAACUCUGUAGACGAGUGGUUCAAAAAGCAGAAUCUGCCACAGCCAGUGUUUGAGGACACAGUAGAGGCGCUUGGAGCAAAGGCUACUUUCUCUGCUCAGUUAACCUGCUGCAGUCCAGGCUGGGAAGACAGCUGGGAAACUGCAAAGUCGAAGCUGCUUCAAGAGCUCAAGUUCAGAUUUAGGUUUGUGGACGACAAAAACAAUUGAAAUUGAUUUCAGCUGGAAAAAAUUGGUCUCCAUGUCCUAGUCACCUACUCUACUGACUUGUCCUGGUGAAGAUUUUCAAACCUGGCUUGCAAUGUUAUCUAUUUUAAGGUGUUUAAUUUUCUUUCUCAAUACAAAUAUAGAUUUACAUUCUUAAAUGUACAUUUAUUUAUUAAAUUUUAAAUUUCCCUGGAAUUUAAAUCAAUGGCCAUGGCAUUGAAUGAAACUAGAUGUAUUUGAAAGAUUUAUAUCAGAGGUAUACCAACUAAACUCUUUUAACAUCAGAAGAAAAUUACAAAUCAACGAAAUGUAAUCGAAUGAAAAACCUGAAGUUUCGUUCAUUUUCCAAAAGGCACUGAUAUGGCACUGACUGAAAUUCCUUCAAAUUGAAUUGAGAUUCAGUUUCAGGGGUUUGUUGUCUUUGCUGGAAAACUAAUUUUAUUCUACUACUGUGCAUAUGAUUCAAUGAGAUGAGCUGAGCUACAUUAUUAACAGUUUGUUGAUCAAGUGAAUCUAUUCAUUCCACACUUGACUUGAGUCAUUUUACAGUUUCCAAACAGUUCAAAUGACAAAUAAAUGCAUACUUUGAAAGCGCU